Messenger RNA from Cutaneotrichosporon cavernicola, 1770 nucleotides. RefSeq lists its product as uncharacterized. Lineage: Eukaryota; Fungi; Basidiomycota; Tremellomycetes; Trichosporonales; Trichosporonaceae. The record is from RefSeq and is a predicted model, not a curated record. The coding region runs from base 1 to 1770 and encodes 589 amino acids. Gene Ontology annotation, molecular function: acyltransferase activity, transferring groups other than amino-acyl groups. The transcript is spliced from 3 exons.
AUGGCGGCGCUACCCCUCACCACCGAACGUCUCUCCAUCCUCCCCCUCACCGCAGCCGACCGCGACGCCUUCGUAGCAUACCGAGACAACCCCGAUGUUGCGCGCCACCAAGGCUGGCAUGUCCCCUACACGUCCGAGGAUGCCGACCGCCUCCUCGCCAACCAACCCACCUCCUUCCCUCCACCUCCUGGUUCCUGGCUCCAACUAGCCAUCCACGGCUCUUCAGGCCUCCUAGGCGAUGUAGCCGUCCACACCCUUGCAGACCAGCCCGACUCGUACGAGGUUGGAAUCACCAUCGCGCCCGCCGUGCAUCGAACCGGAGUUGCCGUCCGCCAGACUUGCAAGGCCAUCGAGCGUAAGACGUUCGCUUCCUGGUCACACGAGUUCUUCCGCAAGCGACAGUUCAUGAUCUCUACAUUCAGUCUGCAGACCCUCCUCGACAUUUCGCAGCACGCCGAGCUGGGUCCCAUGCUCAAGCACCUGUGUAUCGCUACCGACAAACCCGUUGAACUGUUCCGGGGCUCGGCGGCUGCCUCGCUGGCAGCCAAGCGAGCUCGUCAGGACCAGAACUACCUCUUCAACACGGGCGUGUGGAUCGAGAUGCUCACCGAGGCGUUCAAGACGUUACCUAACCUCGAGACCCUGGACAUUCGCGACUUCAACAGCUCGUCGCGUUUCCGCGACGGUCCAGACGCCAAGUGGUACUCGUACGGCUCGACCACAUUAUUCAAAGAGUCUGGUAUCCGCCCUGCUCUCGGUGGACAGGCGUUUGACCUCGAUCGGCUGUUCCAGGGCGUCGUCGUGGCCGCUGGCCGCGCUGGGCUCACAGCCCCCAAUCUGGAGGUCAUCACUCGCAAUAUGUCUCUCUCAGAUGCAUUUUACGUCUCGCCCGCCAUCAAACCUGCCGUCACCAAGUACCUAGGCCAGCUCAAGAAACUCCACCUCGUGUUGCUCAACUCGGUACCCGAGCCGCUCGAAGACUUCCUUCAUCUUGCCAAGAACGUCAAGUGGCUCCGCGUCAACUACCACAUGCACGGUAGUCCCAAUUCCUUCCUCGAAUGGCUCGGCACGCCAUGCAACAACGACACGAUGGACGACUGGGCCAAGGCCGUUGCGACUGCUACUCAGGAGGACAAGGAACUACCCAUCCCGCCGCUCAACCUCUCGCUUGACACGCUCGAGCUCGGCGGCUGCUCUAUCUCCAUCUCGUCCCUGAUGGACAUUGUCACCAAGCUCCCCCUCCGAUCGCUCAGCAUGCGCCGAAUCCACCUCUGGCGCGAUCCUGGGGUGGACGCAACCCAGCUCUGGGCCCACUUCCUCGAGGGCCUUGAGGGAGGCCUCAUCCGUCGCCUCCUCCUUUCAGACGUGACAGAGAGCCAGGCUGUGGGGACGUGGGGGCUGCCUGUCACCUUCAAGGGUGGUAGAAAACCCAACGAGCUCUGGCUCCCUGCGCGCCGGUACCGCCACGAGAUGUUCAAAAGUGCGGCGGCGGAUACCGUCGUCGAGCCGCCUCCCAGCGACGACAGUGACCAGGCGGACUCUGACAUCGAUGAGGAUGACGACGAGGAAGACGACGGGAACGGGGGGAACGGGGAGGAUGGCGAGGAGAACGGGGGGGACGGGGAGGAUGGCGAGGAGAACGGGGGGAACGGAGAGGAUGAGGAGGACACCGGCGUUGCUGCGAACGGCGACGUCAAUGGCGAUGGGGACGUCGGGGCCGGGGCUAUCAGCUCGGACGGAGACGUAGUCAUGGGCGGAAACGACGUCUAA